This is a messenger RNA of Arthroderma uncinatum, 1281 nucleotides long. RefSeq lists its product as uncharacterized. The transcript has 5 exons. The record is from RefSeq and is a predicted model, not a curated record. Lineage: Eukaryota; Fungi; Ascomycota; Eurotiomycetes; Onygenales; Arthrodermataceae. Bases 1 to 1281 code for a protein of 426 amino acids.
AUGCCGGCUGGCAAAGUCUUCGGAACCGCAUACCCUAACCCAGAAUCUAUAUUGCUUGAAAGCCCCGAGAAGUGGAGCCACGAUAUUCUCGACUUCCAAAAGAAUACCGAACACAGUGCUAUCCCAGAGCUCCUAUCUCACGUCUUCCUCGCCAUUGCCAAAAACAACCUCACUUUCUCUCAAGGUAUCGUCCAAUACCAAGAAAGUAUGGCGAGCAGCCAGUCAACGCCCCAGGUGGGCCUCAUGCCCCAAAACACACGCGACCAUGCCACCCAAAUUGAAGCAGACAUCAGAGCUAUAGAGGAGUACCGAGCGAAUCCAUUAGGCAAGAACAGAAACCCAACAUGGAAUAUGAUCAAGACCUUCAUGGAAAGCGUAGAGGACUACUUGGAGAAGACCCGCGACCUUGCAACCACCCAUGAGAUGAUGGCAGAGAUAAACGCGUCGAACAAAGCGCAGGAGGAAAUGAAAAAGGACAUAAUACAGAUCAAAAACCUCCUUAUAGCCCCAAAUAGUAAAGCAAACAGACUGACUUACGCGCAAGCAGUGAAUCGUCCCCAAUUCACGCAGCCCACCCCGGCACCACGACCCACGAACGGUCAACGCGAACUGCUGGUGAAGCUAAACGAACCAAACCCAACCGCGGCUACAAGACAGGCAACAGCUGAAGAAAUAAAGGAAAAGGUCAACUCAGUACUCAGAAACAACCAGGAACAGAAUCUGAAGGAAAUCCAAAUUAUUGCAGUCAAAAGACACCCUAGCGGUGACCUGACCCUCUACACAAACAGCCAGGCAGACGCAAAAAGAAUGAUCUCAUAUAGAAACGGAUGGACAAAAUCUCUGGGAGAGAAGGCAUCCAUAAAGGUCCCCACCUACGGAAUAUUGAUUCAUGGAAUCAGCACGCAGAUGGAAGCAGAAAAUCAAAUAGAAAUGGAAGAGAAAAUCAGGUGGAACAACCCAUCGUUAGCUACGGCGCGAGUGGCGUACUCGGGAUGGCUUAAGAGGGACAGAGGGAAUAAGCGAGCGUCUUCGGUUGUAGUAGAAUUCGAGAAGGAAGAGGACGCAGACUAUGCUAUACAGAAUGGAAUCGUAUUUGGAGCUCAAAUCUUUGCUUCUAACGGCGACACGACUAGACGUGCCCUUCAACAACUUGACCUUAACUCAAGGCCGACGAUUUUGGCAAGGAACACUCAACACAACAAGAGGCAAGCAUGCGAGACCGAAGAGUCUCCCAUAGCGUCACAGGAUACAAUCAUGACCAUGACCCCUGUUGAUGGAUAG